ACAAAGCCAGUGUCCCCAGCCAGCGUCGAUCGCAGAAGGGCAGGGGUAGGGUUAUGGAGGAAGCGAAGGCGGCCGCCUACUACGACGAGCUGAGCCGCAAGGGCGAGGGCGCCGCCCGCUUCAAGCGCGGCCUCGGCUUCUCCUCCUCCUCCUCCUCCUCCUCCUCUUCUUCUUCGGCCCCCUCCAAACCCUCUUCCUCCUCCUCCUCCUCCCUCCUCUCCAGCUUCGUCCGCGCCUCGAGCCCCACCACCAAAGCCCCUGACCUCGAUCGCCGAUCCCGCCUCGCCUCCAUCCAAAACAAGCUCCGCAAACCCCACGACAACGGCGGCGGCGACGACGACGACGGCGGUGGCUCCGAUCGACACCGACACCGCCAUCGCCGCCAUGGGAGGGUGGACGAGGAGGAGGAGAGGGGGAGGAGAAGAGAUGGGCGGGGCGAAGCGAGGGAGAGGGAGCGGGAGAGGGAAAGAGAAUGGCGUGAAAGGGGAGGAGACCGCGAGAGCUCGGCGAAGAGGAAGAAGGGAGGAGAGAGAGUGGAUUAUUCGCGGCUCAUCGAGGGUUACGAUCGAAUGACGCCUGCUGAAAGAGUUAAAGCAAAGAUGAAGCUUCAGCUUUCGGAAACUGCUGCAAAAGAUUCUGCUAGAGGCAUGACUGUGGGGUGGGAACGAUUUGAUUUUAACAAGGAUGCGCCACUUGAUGAUGAUGAUGAUGAGAUUGAAGCUGCUGAUGAUGAUGCCUCACUUGUGAAGGAUAUAGGAAAAAGUUUCCGCCUUUCUGCUGUGGAGGCGAAACGUGAGGAAGAACUUAGGGCUGCUCAUGAUGAGGCUAUGUUUGGAGUAUCCUCAUCUUCAAAUCUUGAGAUGGAACCUACCAAGAGUAAUUACAGAGAAAAUCACGAGGAUGAUAAAUCAAAAGAUGCUGACAAAGAACAGAUAGGAAGCAGCACUCUCAUUAGCGAGAACGUUUUCUCCAUGCAACAAGGUUCCUGGCGAGAUCGAGCUCGAAAAUUCCGACAUGAUGGUGAAAAUUGAAGUAUGUGACGACUGAUGCUGAAUCGAAAACUGUUAGUUCAGCCAUCUAUCUUUCACAUUUGGAUAAUUCACAAAUAGCUUGUAAUUGAUGCGGCCUUAAUACCUGUAUUUAUUUGAAGAGAAGCAUCAUGGAGAAGCCGAGUUUCAGAAGAAGAGAUCUAACCUAAUUGAGGAACUCUUUGCUGAAUUGAGUGUGAUAAAAAGAGAUUUUUGCUGCAAAUCUUAUUGUAAGAUUGCACCGGAUGAAGUGCGCAAUGUAUGUAAAUCUUACAUAAGCAGUUGGCCUGUUUGAUUGUUCUUCUACAUGUUGAUAUGAAAAGUCUUUCUUCUUUCAUCAUCCUUAUAGUUCCUGUUCCUCAGUGUUUCUUUCUUGAUGUUUUCUUCGUAAUUAUUGUGUUAGGUUUUUGUAAUCCUUUAUUAGAUAGUUGUGUUGAUUAGUCAUGUUUUAUUCAAGCUUAUUAGAUCUCUCCACUUGUUGAUCAGUCAUGUUGUAAACACUUACUUUAAUGGGGAAUGUUGUCAAUUA
Molecule: messenger RNA, 1557 nt
Organism: Ananas comosus (pineapple)
Lineage: Eukaryota; Viridiplantae; Streptophyta; Magnoliopsida; Poales; Bromeliaceae
Product: suppressor protein SRP40
Exons: 6
Coding region: 54-1031 (325 amino acids)
Biological process (GO): alternative mRNA splicing, via spliceosome
Cellular component (GO): nucleus; cytoplasm
Source: RefSeq, a predicted model, not a curated record